This is a messenger RNA of Trichosporon asahii var. asahii CBS 2479, 513 nucleotides long. RefSeq lists its product as uncharacterized. Gene Ontology annotation, biological process: regulation of DNA-templated transcription. Gene Ontology annotation, molecular function: DNA-binding transcription activator activity, RNA polymerase II-specific; protein heterodimerization activity. The record is from RefSeq and is a predicted model, not a curated record. Lineage: Eukaryota; Fungi; Basidiomycota; Tremellomycetes; Trichosporonales; Trichosporonaceae. The transcript has 2 exons. Bases 1 to 513 code for a protein of 170 amino acids. Gene Ontology annotation, cellular component: CCAAT-binding factor complex; nucleus.
AUGCCGCUUCCCCCCUCUGCGCCGGCACCGAUCCCGACAUCCGGACCACUCGUUCACCCACACCAGGACCUGAACUCGUUCCUUGAAAGCUUCUGGGCCAGGCAGAUGGACAGCGUCGAGAGGGAAACACCAGACUUCAAGACGUACAACCUCCCCCUGGCGCGUAUCAAGAAGGUCAUGAAGAGCGAUGAGGAGGUCAAGAUGAUCAGUGCCGAGGCCCCCAUCAUGUUCUCCAAGGCUUGUGAGAUCGCCGAGGGCCACAAGCGACGCACGCUGCAAAAGUCGGACGUCGCCGCCGCCAUCGCGUUCAGCGACGUGUUCGACUUCCUCAUCGACAUUGUGCCGCGCGACGACGGUUCGGGUGGCGCCGCCGCCACGGCCAGCGCCGACAAUGACAACCAGCCGGACGCCGAGGGCGAGGACGCCCCCGCCGCGCAGGAGGAUGGAGAGGGAGGAGACGCGAUGUACCGCGAGUAUGUCCGGGGUGGUGAGGAGGGCGAGGGAUUCGCUUAG